Messenger RNA from Nicotiana tabacum (common tobacco), 1553 nucleotides. The record is from RefSeq and is a predicted model, not a curated record. Lineage: Eukaryota; Viridiplantae; Streptophyta; Magnoliopsida; Solanales; Solanaceae.
UCGCCCAGUUAGAUAGGAUCUUAAUUGAAGAAGAGUCGUUUUGUUUUGGUUGCUUCAUCCAAAUCAAACAGAAAAGAUAACAAAUUACAGAAGGAGAUAAGUUUGAUUUUACUACUUAAUAGAAAGGAGAACGGAGACCAGCUUCCGGUCAAUGUGAUUUUACAAAAAAACCAUAAAACUCUACCUUAUUCCUGUUUUGCCCUUAUUCCUUCAUAUAGCAGUGGCUGAAAAAUUAGGAAAAAGCCCUAAGCUCUCCAACUGUUACAAAAAAAGAUACACGCUUUUCUUUCUAGCUUUGACGCGUGCUUGUUUAGUAAAUUUUACCGCGACUGUGCUGUUCUUUGUAGGUUCAUCUUCAUUUUCAUCUUCAUAGAUAGAAUGGUUUUUACAGAUUCCUUGAGUAUCAUAUGACCCUCGGAGUCGCACAAUUUUAUUCAUUAGCCUACCAAAGCAAGAGUUUCUCUAUAUUUAGCUUUUAGAAUGAUUUUUCUCUGUGUUUAGACAGAGAACAAUUUAUACACUAAAUUAAAUUGAAUUACAAUGUCUGUUUGGUUAAAUUUUCAACUGAGCUGGAUUUAUCUUUUCUAAAAGUGCUGCUCAUAGCAUCUUCUUUUUGCUUUUCCCUGUCUUGCUUUUAAUAGGAGAUCAAUUCUCAUAACACUUUCAGCCAAAAACAAGAUAGGCUUCAUAAAUGGGGUAUGUGAGGAGCCAAAACCAGAUGCACAAGAUCACCCUCAAUGGAGCAGAUGCAACUUCAUGGUGACUUAUUGGCUUCUGAAUUCUUUAUCCAAGGAGAUAGGUGUCAGUGUCAUCUAUUCAACAUCUGCAAAAAUUUUGUGGAAUAGCCUUGAACACAUAUUUGGACAAACUAAUGGAGUCAAGUUGUACCAACUGCAAAAGGAAAUAUCAAUGUUAGUUCAAGGAGUUCAAGGUAGGGCUCCACAGAGAAACAACAACCAGUCACAACAAAAGUCAUGGAUUAACUCACAAAAGGUUAAUAACACACAACAGAAACCUAAGGGAAGGAAAGCAAAAUUUAAUCCUAAUGUGAGCUGUACACAUUGCAUGAAAAUUGGGCAUGUCAGGGCAGACUGUUACAGGAUAAAUGGGUUUCCAGAUGAUUUCCAAUUCACCAGAUCAACACAAGUCAAGGCUAAUGCUAUAAUUGAGGGACAAGACAAUGACAAUGGGAGCACUCAGAGCAAUGAUGCAACACCUCAAACUCAGUUUUUCAGUAAGGAACAGGUGUCUGAGCUGAUGAACCUAAUCAAGCAGGCACAAUUUGGAACUACAGCAACACCAUGAACUGCAAUCAAUGCAAAUGCAGUAGCUGGUCCCUUUAAUAAGGAGGGGACAAGUUUUUGGUGAAUUAAGAGAAGGAUUGUACCUGCUAGAGGCUAGCCCACCUAAGAAGGAUUCUCGUUCUAGUUUAAAUACCAAUGUAUUUUCAAUUCCACAAGAAAGUAAUUCCAUUCUAGUUCCUAGUGAAGUUUCUUGUUCUGUUUAUAAUUCCAAUACAGAGGAUUCUAAUGUACUCCAAUGGCAAGUUGGAU